AGAGAGCAAAGAAAAACACCAUUACAUCGCCAGUUCUAAAGGCAUCACGCGGACCGCGCACUGCAGGAGUUCUUCGCCUCAAAGACGGAUCCAAGCCAGCCAAGAAUAUAAGAAAUACAACGAAGCGAAGCAACGAUGUUGUUGAGAGCAACGUUAGCGGAAAACGAAGUCCACACACUAAAGGAACAGCUCGAUUCGAUCAAGUGUCAGAAGGGCGUAAAGGAGAGCAACAAUAACAAUAAUAACAACAACAACAACAUCAAUAGCACAAACUCCAACCAUAAUAUAAACAAAAGCACAAACACAGAAUCCAACAAUGACGUAGUGGACUCCUCGGAAGGGAGCACAGAGCGGACGGGGAGGAGCACACCUGUCGAGGAUAUUAUUCAGUCCAAAGAGAAAGAGGUUCGAGGAGCUUCAUCCUCAAGUUCGGCAUCGGCUCUAUCGCUAAUGGAAGCUGCGGAAGUGUCCAAGCUCGUGGAGGAUAUCUCCCGCCUCCAAGCCGCGCUCUCCGGCGUCAAGGAAGCCACAGCUGCCCAGAUGCACGCUAUGGAAGAACAGCUGGAGGAGAAGAACAGACUCAUCCAGCGCCUGGAACUCAAGCUUCAGGACUCCAGCCUCGACGAAGCCAAGAGAGAUCUACAGUGAGUAUUCCCUUUGGUCUU
This is a messenger RNA of Penaeus vannamei (Pacific white shrimp), 665 nucleotides long. The record is from RefSeq and is a predicted model, not a curated record. Lineage: Eukaryota; Metazoa; Arthropoda; Malacostraca; Decapoda; Penaeidae.